This is a messenger RNA of Funneliformis geosporum, 840 nucleotides long. NCBI's taxonomy places the organism in Eukaryota, Fungi, Glomeromycota, Glomeromycetes, Glomerales, Glomeraceae. The record is from the annotation of a GenBank genome assembly.
AUGUCAAUUGUAAGACAUCAACCUUUAUUGGGUCAAAUAUUCGCACGCCUUUCGUUCCAUAUACGGAAACUUCUUUACGUAACUAGUCUUGUAGCUACUCACAGUCCAUUAUUAGUAUUAAAAAAUAAAUUAAUCGAAAAUUUAACGUUACCUACUUGUUGGGAAAAAAAUGAUUCUUUUAGAUAUAUCGACAUUAUUGAUGAUAAAUUAGGCCUCUUAUAUAGCGGACCAGGAAAUGAAUCUGAUGCUGCAGCAUCUCGAGCAAAUAAUCCUAUACCUUCAGAUAUUGGAAUAUAUUAUUAUGAGAUCGAAAUAAUAGAUGAAGGCGAAAAAAAAAAUAUAGGAAUAGGUUUUUCUGAACCAAAUGCAUCGUUGAACAGACUACCAGGAUGGGAUUGGAAUUCAUAUGGAUAUCAUGGAGAUGAUGGAAAUAGAUUUUGGUGUGGAAGAGGAAUAAGAUAUGGUCCCCUUUUUUCUAAAGGAGAUGUAGUCGGAUGUGGAAUAAAUUAUUUAAAUCAAUCAGCAUUUUAUACAAUAAAUGGAAUUCAUUUAGGAACUGCUUUUAUGAGCCUUAAAGGUGAAUAUUAUCCCAUGGUCGGUAUGAGGUCUAUAGAUGAAAGAAUUUUAGUUAAUUUUGGUAGUAAGCCAUUUUUAUUUGAUAUAAAUAACUACUCAAAGGCCAUAUUUAGUGAAUAUCUAAAACGAUGGGAGGAAAGGAAGAAAGAACCCGAUGAUGAUGGAGUAAAUGUUAAUAUUAUUAAUAAUAUACUUCCUGAUGUUCCUAUAUUAGAUGAUGAUUUUUAUGACGAAGUUGAUCUUGCAUCACUGUUCUUUCCUUAA